This is a messenger RNA of Oncorhynchus nerka (sockeye salmon), 1872 nucleotides long. RefSeq names its product chromatin target of PRMT1 protein-like. The record is from RefSeq and is a predicted model, not a curated record. The transcript has 6 exons. NCBI's taxonomy places the organism in Eukaryota, Metazoa, Chordata, Actinopteri, Salmoniformes, Salmonidae. The coding region runs from base 864 to 1499 and encodes 211 amino acids.
AGCAAACAGACGUAAUGACUUCACCAACAGAGAAAAUCGUGCUGAAAAGCACCUCAACAAUUUCCCUCAACGAUCGGGGGAAGAAAGACUGAUACAACAUCCAGAGUCCAAGGCCAAACUGGUCUGCUUGUUAGACUACUAGCUACAGCUGGAUAAUUGGGGGACUUCACCCAUGUACACAUGUGCAUUGUAUAUGGAGGGCCUGAUUGGUGUUAGUUUUGCCCCAGCUAACACACCUGACUUCAAUAUUCACCUAAUCGUGGUCUUCAGUUUAGAAUGACAUUUGAUUUAAUCAGUGUUUGCUAGGGAUGGAGAAAGUGUGACACCAAUCAGGCCCUGGACUGGAGUUGCCCACCCCUGGUAUAGGCAGUAAGGGCAGGGGAACGCAACUACAUGGAUACAGUAGUAUGCUAAGCAGUAUGUUCUUAAUUAACACAGGAGUCUGCUGAUGGGAGGACGGCUCAUAACAAUGACUGGAACGGAGCGAAUGGCAUCAAAUGCCUUGAAACCAGGUGUUUGCUGUAUUUUAGUAACAUUUCACUAAUGUCACUCCAGUCAUUACCAUAAGCCCGCUCUCCCCAAUUACACCGCCACCAGCCUCCUGUGGUUCUUAAACCCUCCCAUCUCCUAUCCUAUAUCACCCUAUUCGACUGAGGGCCAAGUGUCUGCAGGUUCACUCCCAUGUACUUGAUCAAGUAAAGUCACUGAUCAUUUAGGAACUCUCCUCACCUGGUUGUCUAGGUCUUAAUUGGACAUUUCAAAGGUAAGGUACAAACCAGCUGACACUCGGCCCUCCAUGGAAUGAGUUUGACACACCUGUCCUCCUUUAUCCCUCAACCCCUGCUCCUCCAAGCUUCACCACCAUGCUGAACAACAAGCAGCUGGAGCCAGUGGCUGUACCAGUCAACAUGCAGCAAGUGGCCAGUGUCCGCAACAGGAGACUGGCUCUGCAGAUGGAGAACAGGACCUCUGUGCAGGCUGCCCUGCAGCCCAAGCGCCUGGGGAAGGCCGAUGUCCUGGCAAGGCUAGGUCGGCCCAUGGGGACCCUGAUGCGGGGGGCCACCAGAAGCCAAGGAUUUGCUGUAAGGGGACUGCGAGGAAUGCAUCGAGGAGGUUUCGGAGUGUGUGGAAACAACAGAAGGGGCUUUUUCAGAGGUGGCUAUGCUUUCAGAGGUGUGAAUCCGAUGCGUGCCCGGGGAGGGGUGACUAAGCUUAGGUUUCGUCAGGGCUUGAGGUUGCAAGGUGGCCAGCUGAACGAUGCUGGAGUGCUGGUUAGCUGCGGAGCCAGGAAUGAACUGGGCCUGAGAGGAAGAGGCAGAGGAGCGGGUCUGGGCCUGCGGGGCCGGGGAUGGUUCCGAGGCAUGGGCAAACCUGAAAAAAUCCCCACCAAAGAGGAGCUGGACAACCAACUAGACAACUACAUGUCAAUGACCAAGAGCCACCUAGACGCAGAGCUGGAUUCCUACAUGGCCAUGGCAGACUCCGACUACAUGGAGUAGAACCCUGCUGGAAGACGGUGUCCAUGAUGCUAUUUCAGGAGAGGAAUACUCUACUACAGGUAGACCCUAGCUAGUUAAAUAACACUUAAAUACAGAUCGGUUAGCUGUAGACCCUAAAAUUGAAGUUUCUAGCUAUUGUAAUCUCUUUAUUUUGUAGCGAUAAGCACAACAUCCCUUCAUUGCUGGCAAGAGGAUGAGUUUUCGAUUUUGACAGAGUGUGCAAGGUGCAACCCCUUUCAGAUGGUGAGGGUUAAAAUAAUUCCUAUUUUCUUGAACACCGUAAUACUGAGCUUAAUCUUAAUUAUGGCAUCCCCUCACGUGUCUGUCUCUAGAAAUCAUGGGCACCUUGCGCCCGAACUGGAUUCAUAGAAAA